Molecule: messenger RNA, 3472 nt
Organism: Hyaena hyaena (striped hyena)
Lineage: Eukaryota; Metazoa; Chordata; Mammalia; Carnivora; Hyaenidae
Gene: SLC6A7
Product: solute carrier family 6 member 7
Exons: 14
Coding region: 91-2001 (636 amino acids)
Biological process (GO): sodium ion transmembrane transport
Cellular component (GO): membrane
Molecular function (GO): L-proline transmembrane transporter activity
Source: RefSeq, a predicted model, not a curated record
CCGGCGGGCAGCGCGGUCUCUGGCUCCCUCGCUCGCUCUCCGCUCUCAGGGGAAGCCAAGCCGGGGAGCCCCGGUGACCCGCCCUCCAAGAUGAAGAAGCUCCAGGGAGCUCACCAUCGCAAGCCCAUUACCCCAGACCUGCUGAUGACCCCCAGUGACCAGGGUGAUAUAGACCUGGAUGUGGACUUUGCCGCCGACCGGGGGAACUGGACGGGCAAACUGGACUUCCUGCUCUCCUGCAUCGGCUACUGUGUGGGCCUGGGGAAUGUGUGGCGCUUCCCCUACCGAGCCUACACCAACGGAGGAGGCGCCUUCCUCGUGCCCUACUUCCUCAUGCUGGCCAUCUGUGGCAUCCCCCUCUUCUUCCUCGAGCUCUCCCUGGGCCAGUUCUCCAGCCUGGGACCCCUGGCCGUCUGGAAGAUCAGCCCCCUCUUCAAAGGUGCCGGCGCCGCCAUGCUGCUCAUCGUAGGCUUGGUGGCCAUCUACUACAACAUGAUCAUCGCCUACGUCCUCUUCUACCUCUUCGCCUCCCUCACCAGCAACCUGCCCUGGGGGCACUGCGGCAACUGGUGGAACACGGACCUCUGCCUCGAGCACAGAGGCUCCAAGCACGGCAAUGGAGCCCUGCCCCUCAACCUCACGGGCACCGUCAGCCCCAGCGAAGAGUACUGGAGCCGCUAUGUCCUCCACAUCCAAGGCAGCCGCGGCAUCGGCAGUCCCGGGGAGAUCCGCUGGAGCCUCUGCCUCUGCCUGCUGCUGGCCUGGGUCAUCGUGUUCCUCUGUAUCCUCAAGGGCGUGAAGUCCUCCGGCAAGGUGGUAUAUUUCACGGCCACAUUCCCCUACCUCAUCCUGCUUAUGCUGCUGGUCCGAGGAGUCACCCUCCCAGGGGCCUGGAAGGGUGUCCAGUUCUAUCUCACCCCUCAGUUCCACCAUCUGUUGUCGUCCAAGGUGUGGAUCGAAGCUGCUCUUCAAAUCUUCUACUCCCUGGGCGUGGGCUUCGGGGGCCUCCUCACUUUCGCCUCCUACAAUACGUUUCACCAGAACAUCUAUAGAGACACCUUCAUCGUCACCCUGGGCAACGCCGUCACCAGCAUCCUGGCCGGCUUCGCCAUCUUCUCCGUGCUGGGCUACAUGUCCCAGGAGCUGGGGGUGCCCGUGGACCAAGUGGCCAAAGCAGGCCCCGGCCUGGCCUUUGUCGUCUACCCACAGGCCAUGACCAUGCUGCCUCUGUCGCCCUUCUGGUCCUUCCUUUUCUUCUUUAUGCUCCUGACUCUUGGCUUGGAUAGCCAGUUUGCCUUCCUGGAGACUAUUGUGACAGCUGUGACGGACGAGUUCCCAUAUUACCUGCGGCCCAAGAAGGCUGUGUUCUCGGGGCUCAUCUGCGUGGCCAUGUACCUGAUGGGGCUGGUCCUCACCACCGACGGGGGCAUGUACUGGCUGGUGCUUCUGGAUGACUACAGCGCCAGCUUCGGGCUAAUGGUGGUGGUGAUUACCACGUGCCUCGCCGUCACCCGGGUGUAUGGCAUCCAGAGGCUCUGCCGGGACAUCCACAUGAUGCUGGGCUUCAAGCCGGGCCUGUACUUCCGGGCCUGCUGGCUGUUCCUGUCCCCGGCCACGCUUCUGGCCCUGCUGGUCUACAGCAUCGUCAAGUACCAGCCCUCAGAGUACGGCAGCUACAGAUUCCCGGCCUGGGCAGAGCUGCUGGGCAUCCUGAUGGGCCUGCUGUCCUGCCUCAUGAUCCCCGCCGGCAUGCUGGUGGCUGUGCUCCGGGAGGAGGGCUCGCUCUGGGAGCGGCUCCAGCAGGCCAGCCGACCGGCCAUGGACUGGGGCCCGUCGCUGGAGGAGAACCGGACUGGCAUGUACGUGGCCACGCUAGUGGGGAGCCAGUCACCCAAGCCACUGAUGGUGCACAUGCGCAAGUACGGGGGCAUCACCAGCUUCGAGAACACUGCCAUCGAGGUGGACCGCGAGAUUGCCGAGGAGGAGGAGUCUAUGAUGUGAGACGGGAAGCAGGUGGACAGCCUGCCCAGCCGCAAAGGGCAGUUGUGCCCUGCGGGGUUCUUAGAGGCCCCGAGGCUGUGGGAGGUUGCCACGGCGAUGCUGGUCCCCAGUGCAAGUCCUUUCCUGUGGCCUCUGCCUCUCCUCCGUCUACCUUCUCCACGCGCGUGCACAAACCCACUCAGAGCUCAGCCCUCGUUUCGCAGAUGGGUGAACUGAGGCCAGGGAGGAGGGACUUGCCCAAGGUCACGUGGCGGAGGGGACUGGACAACCAGCUCCCUUUCUCAUGUGGCGGGUGGCGGCAUCUUCUCAUGUCUGUUCAGGGCCCAGACUCCUCCCUUUUCUAGGGGAGCCCGCCCCAUGCACUUCCAACAGCCAGAAUCUGAGCUGGGCAGGGACCCUCAGGGCAAGGCAAGGCCCACGAGGCCCCAGGCAUCAUGGGUUAGCAAGUCAAGCGGGAGAAGGACCUCUGUGGGCUCAGGUGCCCGCCAGGUUUCCUGAAGGCCCUGGAGGGUGGGGCAAGUUGGGAGGGAGAGAGGAAGAGGAGGGCAGGGGAUGGAGGCCCCCAUGUAGCCCCUGUGCCUCCCCUCAAGCCCGGGGCAGAGACCAAGGUGUUACCAGGUUAUAGCAGGGUCCAGGGGGACUGAGGGGGAGGGGAGGAGGGACUAGGGGUGGGCAGGGGUUUGCAUGAUCUGGUUAUGCUUUAGAUAGAAUAUCUUUCAGGGUCAGUGUGCAGGGUAGAUCAGAGGGUACAGGGUGAAGGAGGCGGGCCUGUGGAGGGCAGGCAAGAGGGGCGGUGGCCUGAGUAAGGGGGUGGGGUGGGGAAAAGAGGAGGACCCCACACUUCCCUCCCACCCCCCAGAAAAGGGCCCACAGCUUCCCACCUUGGACCCCCAACCUCUGGUGUAGGGAGCCCUGGGCACGAUAAGGACAGAGGACACAGGUGGAGAGGUGGCAGUGAGGGGUCCUAGUCAGGACCCCCAGCCUUUGCAUCCCCUUCUCCCUGCCCUGGCGGCCCUCACUGUCUCCUCCAGCUCCAGGCAUUGCUGGGAAUUUGGCCUUGGCUAUGGACGACCAAGGCAACUAAGAGUCUUGGAGAUGGUCUGCAUACGUGGCUGUCUGGUCCUGAUGCUGCCCACCCUACCCUAGGACAUGAGUCCCUGGGCCCAGGCAUGGGGGUGGGGCCAGAGAGCCCAAGGCAGCUGACUCCUCAGGCCCGUGGCCAGAGGGCUUGCAUCUUCAGUCCCAGGCACAGGAGGGGUUGUCCUGGGCGCCCUCCACCCCCGCCCCUGGUCACCUGAUGAGAGUGGGGCCUGCGAAUGCCUGAGUAGAGCUUCCGCACACACGGUGCUCCCCAGCGGGGCGGGGCACCCACGUGCAGCUGGGCCGGCCUCUGUGCCCGAUCUUUCUCCUGCUGUCUCCCCAGCCCGUAUGUGUUCCGUUGGUUUGUUGUCAAUAAACACCAAUGAGGUCA